UUGAGUUACAUGAACGGGCAAUGAGAGCCGGGCAUGACUUCUGAUGCUAUGCUUAAAAACCUGGUUGCUUUUAUUUUUCAUUUGUAGCCGUUGUGAUAAAUCUUGUUGUACCCAUCAUGAAUUUCUUUAAGUUUCACUUGCGUGGAAUAUUUUAUCCUCCGGGAACAACUCCUUUAAAUUGGAGACUAUUCUCCAUCGUUUUCUUAUCUACGUUUUGUUCUGCAAUGUCCAUCACCAUAUUGUUUCCAUUUUUACCAGCUAUGGUGAAGAGCUUUGGGAUCUCAGAUGAAGACACAGGAUACUAUGCAGGUGUUGUAGCAUCUUCAAUGUUUAUUGGACGCACUGCAGCUUGUUAUUUUUGGGGAUUAAUGACAGAUAGAUUUGGAAGAAGGCCUGUGAUGAUGAUCUGCCUUACAAUGACCCUGGUUGGCAUGGUUUGCUUUGGUCUGUCUUUCUCUCUCUACAUGGCCAUCAUUACCAGACUAUUUGUUGGACUAUCUGCUGGACUCAUAGGGACAUGCAAAACAAUUGCUUCGGAAGUCAGUGAUAAUACAAAUCAGGCAAUGGCAAUGUCAAUUAUACUGACAUCUUGGAAUGUGGGACUUAUCAUUGGUCCAGCUAUAGGGGGUUAUCUUGCAGAACCAUCACAGAAAUAUCCCAGUGUUUUUACGAAAGAUUCACUCUUUGAUAAAUUCCCAUUUUUCCUUCCCUGCCUGUUACACUGUGCUGCACUCUUACUUACAGUUGUGUUGGCCUACUUCUACUUACCAGAGACUCUUGUUACAAGUGAUGAUGAGACAUCAUCAAGCGGUUCAGAAACUGGUGAAUUGGCCAUGCAAAGCACAGCUUCCAACAGUUUAAUUGAUGAAGAUGAUGAAAAUAGCUGCACACAAAAAAAUAGUCUGGAAGAAACAGAGGAAGUAGAAAUAUUUAUCAAUGAUGUGAACAAAGAGGACAUUGACAAUGACAGAAACUGUUGUGGUUUUAAGAGUUGCUGUUGUCCAAGAUAUAGAUGUUGUAAAUUCUUCAGAGGCAGUAAAAUUGCAGUUUUAUUGAGGGAUCGUGUUGUAACCCUUGCCAUUUGUGUGUAUUGUUCACUUUCAUUCAUUGUCAUUGGUUAUGAUGAGUUGUUUUCUUUGUGGGCUGCCACAGGACCUGAACAUGGUGGACUUGGCUUUUCUACUGACCAGAUAGGCACUGCAUUACUAUGUGUAGCAGGACCUAUGUUAGUUCUUCAAUUUUGGGUUUAUCCAAAGUUUGAAAGGUGCCUUGGAUCAAUCAGGGUUUUUCAAUUGGCAAAUGUUGUCUUGGGAAUCACAAUUGCUUCUUUGUCAGCCUUGAAUACCCUUCAUGACAGGUCAAAAGUUCUCUGGCCAUUGAUGAUUGUUGUUCUCAUUCCAAUGAGGUUGGCUAUUGGUUGUGGCUUUAGCUCCACAGGAAUCCUUGUCAACAAUGCGGUACCUGCUUACCUCUUAGGCUCUGCAAAUGGACUUGCAAUGACAGCAAGUUCCAUAUCCAGAACCUUAGCUCCACUUUUUGCUGGGAGUGUGUUUGCCUGGUCGAUAAGUAAGGGCUACAAACACGGAUUCCCGCUUGACGAACACUUCGCUUUCAUAUUGCUUUCCAUCGUGUGUUUCCUGGCUGUUCUGCUGAGCUGUACUCUUCCCAAGAGACUGAACAUGAGACCGUCAGCGCCAGUGAAAGUAUGAAGACAGAAGCCCGCAUUUUCUUUCCCAUCAUUCAGUGUGCACACUGUAUAGAAAAGGGAGGGGCGGAAACACAAUGACAGCACGCUUGGCGCAACGUCAUAUUUAUGCCACUCAGGCAUUCGAGACUACCAGGAUGGGGAUAGCCUCAUCUUUUGGAAGGAGCUGCACGCUGUUUUUAGAGGAAAUGACAGAUGGAUUAGAACAAUAAAAAUUGUUACAAUUUAAAAAAUUACAA
Pocillopora verrucosa is the source of this 1944-nucleotide messenger RNA. RefSeq lists its product as uncharacterized. The record is from RefSeq and is a predicted model, not a curated record. Gene Ontology annotation, molecular function: transmembrane transporter activity. NCBI's taxonomy places the organism in Eukaryota, Metazoa, Cnidaria, Anthozoa, Scleractinia, Pocilloporidae. Gene Ontology annotation, biological process: transmembrane transport.